UAACUAUAUAGAUACCGGUACCUACAAUCUCCGCCAUAGGUGAGCUGCAUGCGCACACGACGACUCUCUGGGACUCGUGAUCGUAAUUGCAUCCUCGUAAUCCGCCUCGAGCGCUCAUACAUCCACCAUCACCGCAAUUCUCUAGUCACCGGCCAUUGCUUCUGUCGUGCGACCGUGGCAUUCGUCCAAAACCGGCAUCGCAGCCGAUCUGAAGGAGAUUUCGCAACAGAAGAGUAUCGCCACGACCAAUCCGUCAUCCAAGCAUGUCCAUUCGUUUUCACGCUCGCACGCCUCUGCUGUCGCUCUGGCACGAUCCUAACUCGCCAGAAUCAGUGCGGCUUCUUCAAGAGCUUCACAAGCGACUCUCAGCUUCCUCGGCCUCCAAAGCCGGACGAUCCGUCGCAGAUGCUUCGCGCUCCGAGGCUCAGGGUUACUUGGAGCUUGUAGCCCGCUCCGCUCCCGGCUCUGAAGAGCCAUUCGCAGAGUUGCAAAUCAUCGAUCGACACUCUAAUCCACCUACAGAGACUCAAUGGCAGUCUAUCCGGUCUUACCUGCCCGCGCACGUCGCCACACCCAGCGCAUUCGUCCAAGGCGCCAUCGACUCUGCAACGAUGCAAGGCGCGGCCACUGCUUCUGUAGAGCACGCUCACGGAAACGAUGGUCGACAGACACACCCGGCGGCAGUGGGCAGCGCAGCUGCACCGCCCGACGGAUCGGUCAGGACGAGGAUCAGAGAGGCGAGAGCGUACAAGCCUCAAUCUGCCGUGCCUCUUGCUUCCGAAUCCACCUCUCCAGCUUUGGCGAGCGAAAAGGAACCUUACGCAGCUACGCCAGUACAGCCGAUUGCUACUCAAAAUGCAGAGAUGCAAAAAGCGACGGAUCUGUCAGGCGUGGACGAGGACACUUCUGCACUGCCUGUCAGGUUGAGACCAGGACCUAUCCUCGUGGCUUGGGAUGAUGGAGUGGCCGCAGCAGACUGGGCUGGGGCCAAGGAGAUCUUGGACAGGUUGGAGAAGCGAAAUCAAACAAAGGGCGCUGGACGAGGGUCCAGCUGCGUCAUAGCGUAGCAAGGCGACAAAGGCUGGUCACCGAGAAAAGGGGUCAGGCAGACCGCACCGGAGGGCGCGCGAAGCGACGACGUGCCCAUCGGGCCUCAAGCACCACCUUUCGAUCCCACAUGUACUCUAUGGCUUCCUUUGUGUACACCAGCGUCCACAUGCGCAAUCCUUUCUGCACGCGCCACCGCAACUUCUUGUUCGAUCCGAGUUUCACAUGUGAUUGUGCCUCCAAAUUGACGAGCGUCGAAAGCUAUAGUUCCAUCGUCCAUGCAGCAAGCGCGAAACCCAGCAAUGUAGAGUACA
Messenger RNA from Ceraceosorus guamensis, 1361 nucleotides. RefSeq lists its product as hypothetical. The record is from RefSeq and is a predicted model, not a curated record. The transcript has a single exon. The coding region runs from base 264 to 1067 and encodes 267 amino acids. Lineage: Eukaryota; Fungi; Basidiomycota; Exobasidiomycetes; Ceraceosorales; Ceraceosoraceae.